AUGAUGCCUCCCAAAAAUGUGAUGCUGAUUUUGCUGGCAUCUUUGUUAUUGUUUAUAACGAUUCAACGACUUCGUUCGUACGAAAACUUUACAUUGCUAAGGAAUUGCACGGCAGAGGAAAUAAAGGAAGAAGUCACUACAGCGCAGUCGGAGAAUAAGACUAUUGAAGUGCUAAUAAAGCCAGUGGUUGGGAUCAACGGGUUGGCAGCGCUGCCUCCGUUCAAGGAUAGUGUCACACAUAUGAUUGUAAGUUGUAGAAACAAGUCUCACACCCAUGUAAAUGGUACUAUACUAGGUAGGAAAAAAUUGAUGACAUGUUUUCACAAUCUAUCAACGCGCAAAAACCUUGUCGCAAAUCUUCAAAAAGGCGACAAAAUAAAAUUUAAAGUUCGUGACGGCCAGGCACAUUCAAUCCAAAAUAAAGUUUCAGCCCAGUUCGCUACACGGUACGAAAGCUGUCAAGGCUUUUUUGGAUUGCGUAGUAUUGAGCAGUAAAAAUAUUAUAAAAGCCCGUUUCUCAAAAAUCUAAAUGUGUUUUCAGUUCGCCGACCGCUACAAACUAGGGGCAUGCCUCCUGCCAAAAGUGAUGUCCACAGUUAUGACUGCCGUUCUGUGUUAUCUCAACGACGAUAAGGCGUUUCUCAAUGCAUCAAGAGACAUUGCAACGGAACGUUUUGGAAUUCGGUAGAUUUACAUAACUCUCUCUAACCUACAGUACGAUUUUUUAAUGCCUCAAAUUUCAAUUUUAGCUUCUGUGAAGAAAAAAUUGAGCGGUAUUCAAUGUCCAAAUUCGAGGACGAGUUCAACAAAGACCACAACUACACCAUGUUUACCGUGGUGAGAGAGCCGAUCGACCGAUUUCUUGCUGCAUUUGUGGACAAAUGCUAUUAGUAGGUGCUAAAGUUUUUCAUUGAAAAAUACCAUCAAUACAAAACAUUUUACUAGGCAGCUGCUGACGAUGUGAUACUCAGAAUCGUUUGAAAUUUUGGCACGAACGUUAAGACUAGGUCUUUUUCUAACUGCUGAAGAUUUCAGCUCGCUUUUUGCAAGGGCCGCCGAGAUAUUCACUCAUUUUUAUCGGCAUGAUGACAAAAAGUGAGGUGAAGAAAUUCGGGUUUGAAGCAUUCAGCUGCUGAUUUCUUUUAGCCAAUACAUCGUAGGAAAUUUUAAAACCCGAGUUUUGCAGCGACUUUCCAAAGCGUUUCGAAUGAUAUUUAGCACAUCCCAUUCGGAUUUGGCUGUAUUUUAUGCAGAUUCCUUAUAAAAAAAGUGAUUUUUUAUCAAAUAUUGGAAACCGAAUCAAUCUGAACUUUUAGUGAGCCUCGUCGAAGCACAAAUCAUUACGAUUGUUACGGAUGCGGGGAAAGUAUUAAGUGUUUCAUCAACCGAAUGCACACCCGAUUCUGGUAUUACUUGGGUGGCCGGCAUACCCUUGACGUGUUAGAUCACCAUGUCAUGCCACAAACUUGGUAAAUAUUUAAUUUUUUGUGUGAUUAGCGAUUAAAAUUGUAAUUUUUCAGCUUUACGGCAAAAAUCUUGACUCUCAGCACUUUCUAAAGUUAACUCUCUAUACAACAAACAAUUGCAGGCACUGCGAUAUGCAGCAUUAUCUACAGAAAUACAAAAUCCUCCGAUAUGUCAGCCACACUUCCGAAUCCUACAAUUCGUUCCUGAACGAGCUGAACUCAACUCUUACUGAGACGAAUGUGCCGCAAGCGCAAAGACAACACGUCCUCAAAGCCCUCUCCACAUCGUCAUCAUACCACACGACUACGGGGAAGUCGCAACGGCAGCUGUACGAGGAUCGAGUGAGAGGAAACCCGCAUUUAAUGGAGAAGUUGAUUAACAUUUAUUACUAUGAUUAUGUGACAUUUGGAUUUAAAAUCCCCGAGAUAAAUGUGUAG
Molecule: messenger RNA, 1904 nt
Organism: Bursaphelenchus xylophilus (pine wood nematode)
Lineage: Eukaryota; Metazoa; Nematoda; Chromadorea; Rhabditida; Aphelenchoididae
Source: the annotation of a GenBank genome assembly